AUGUCUGCGCCAACUGCCAUCGAUAGUACUCAGACCUUUCUCUACCUCUGCCUCACCAACCUAGAUGGAGGCAAAAUCGAUUUCGACAAGGUCUGCGCGGCCACGGGUCUCAAGCUCGCCGCUGCACGCAUGCGCUUGGCUCGCUUCAAGCAGAAAGUCGAAGCCAACUACCCCGAUGGAAAGGUCACCAUGGUCAACGGCGGUAGCCCCGUCAAGGGCGGCGCUGAUGGCAACGGCGACGAGGGCGAGGAUGGAGAUGUCACUGUCGCUGAUGCUAAUGCUGAAGCUGGUGACCCGAAGCCCUCUCCUCUCAAGAAGAGGAAGACUGCCAAGGAGGCCACCCCCAAGAAAGUCAGGACCGUGAAGGCCACCCCCAAGCCCAAGGGCAAGAGACAGGCAAAGGUGAAGACUGAGGAGGGUCAGGAUGAGGAUGAGGAGGCUGAGCGUCAGGAGGCUGAUGGCAUUCGCCGUGUCAUCAACGCCGAGGAGAUGGAUUAA
Aspergillus mulundensis is the source of this 498-nucleotide messenger RNA. RefSeq lists its product as uncharacterized. Lineage: Eukaryota; Fungi; Ascomycota; Eurotiomycetes; Eurotiales; Aspergillaceae. The record is from RefSeq and is a predicted model, not a curated record. Bases 1 to 498 code for a protein of 165 amino acids. The transcript has 2 exons.